Rhipicephalus sanguineus (brown dog tick) is the source of this 2017-nucleotide messenger RNA. Its product is annotated as phospholipase A2 group XV. The coding region runs from base 112 to 1368 and encodes 418 amino acids. Lineage: Eukaryota; Metazoa; Arthropoda; Arachnida; Ixodida; Ixodidae. The transcript is spliced from 7 exons. The record is from RefSeq and is a predicted model, not a curated record. Gene Ontology annotation, biological process: lipid metabolic process.
GUGCUCUCUUCGGGACGAUAGGAUAGUAUUUAAGAAAGGAUUUCUAUUCUUCUCUUUUUCUUUUCGAGUUCCCGCUCGCUUCUAGAGGCGUUUCCGUCUCGUCACAGCACGAUGUCGAAAGUAGCGAAAGUAGCAUUAUUUUCGAUUGUGUUCGCCUUCUUCAGCGCGGGGGACGCCGACGGUGCCACUAUCCUCGAAAGGCUGCGGAACAGAAUAUUUGCUCCGAAAAAGCAUCCACUAAUACUAGUGCCUGGCGACGGCGGGAGCCAACUCGAAGCCAAGCUGAACAAGACGGAGACGGUGCACUACUUUUGCGAGAGGAGAACCAAUGAUUACUUCGACCUCUGGGUCAACCUCGAGCUCAUGGUGCCCUACGUGCUCGACUGUUGGGUGGACAACAUGAGGUUGCUGUACGAUAAUAAGACGAGGACCACAAGAUCUCCGGACGGAGUGCACGUUCGGGUUCCUGGCUUUGGAAACACGAGCACCGUCGAGUGGCUGGACCCGAGCCAGGUGUCUCCCACGGCGUACUUCACAAGAAUUGUUGAAGAACUCGUAGCCCUAGGCUACCAACGUGGAAUUGACGUUCGCGGUGCUCCCUACGACUUCAGGAAAGCUCCAAAUGAAUUGGGUGACUACUUCAAGCAACUGCACGCGCUCAUAGAGGAUUCGUACACCAGCAACGACAACGCAUCUGUUAUCAUGGUAUGCCAUAGUAUGGGGUGCCCAAACCUGCGCUAUUUCUUCAGCCGUCAACCUCAACCAUGGAAAGACAAAUAUAUUCGGGCCAUGGUGACCCUCGGAGGUGCUUGGGGUGGCGCUGUCAAGGCGCUCAAGGCCUAUGCUUCGGGUGAGAAUCUGGGUGUGGUGGUGAUAAACCCGCUGUCGGUGCGACCCGAGCAACGGUCCACACCCAGCUUGGCCUACAUGCUGCCCAACCGGCUGUACUGGAACGAGUCCGAGGUUCUGGUGAAGACGCUCAAACGGAGUUACGGCCUGGCAGACUACGAGGCUUUCUUCAAGGACAUCGGCUUCACAGAUGGUUACGAAAUGUAUAAGGACACGAGGUCGUUUAUGCUCGACACCACGGCGCCAGGCGUCGAGAUCCAUUGUCUGCACGGCCGAAACGUCAGCACCAUUGAGAGGAUCGAGUACCACAAGCCUGGUUUUCCGGACAUUCAACCUGAGGUGGUGUUCGGCGACGGUGACGGCACCGUGAACAUUCGCAGCCUACGGGGCUGCUUGCGCUUCCAGAGCGGUCAGAGCCAACCCGUCUACGAGAAGACCCUCGACAACGUGGAACACAUGAGCAUACUCUACGACAAGGCCGCCAUCGACUACAUCAAGGCGCUCGCUUUGGGACCCUGAGGCAACCGAGUGGGGCCCCGACUCAAAGCAGCCAAAGGGGCUAUGCGAACCAGUGUUCGGCUGUACGUGCGCAGUGUGACCGCGUCACUGCAAUCUCUAAACCCAUUUUGGAAGCGAGAGGCCGCGCACUUAGUGUCCCCUGGCGUUUGCCGCGCGAUUUCGCUUCACUUCAUCAAAGCGCCGCCGUACGCUCUGAUGGUGCGCCACCUUCUCGCCUCACUGAAAGCUCGUUUUGUGAUCGACUGUUCCCGGCUAGGUUCCAAAUACACACGCGAUCGCUUCGCUCUCUCAUUUCCCUCGUUCUCCUUCCCCCUUUUAUAUUUUUGCUUCCCUCGUGCUCGGUCAUGUCUCGUGAAGGACAGCACUUUCGGCUACACCGUGGACUCUGUGGAGUGGCUCGCGCUCUGGUCAGCUUACGUACACGCGUGGAGCGUGGAACCGGGGCCAUUCGCGUGGACUUGUGGAAAACACUUGGAUACUUCUCGGAUGUGAAGGCGUACAAUGGCCAUGGCGUGUGCGGCGGGUUUUUCGUGCUGUAGCAGCUCGAUGAGUAAUUAGGGAUGUCGCAUCAGUUAUUUAUGUCAUACUAUGUCGAAAUGCGUGAAUUUCACCAAACUGCAUGACAGCAUGGGAAACCGUUCUGCACGAA